This is a messenger RNA of Scomber scombrus (Atlantic mackerel), 2200 nucleotides long. Its product is annotated as heterogeneous nuclear ribonucleoprotein A/B-like. Lineage: Eukaryota; Metazoa; Chordata; Actinopteri; Scombriformes; Scombridae. The record is from RefSeq and is a predicted model, not a curated record. Gene Ontology annotation, molecular function: RNA binding. Gene Ontology annotation, biological process: regulation of gene expression. Gene Ontology annotation, cellular component: nucleoplasm. The coding region runs from base 101 to 1129 and encodes 342 amino acids. The transcript has 9 exons.
GCCACGAGUUAGCGGCGAAUUUGGAGAGUGUCCAUUUUGAGCAGCGAGUCGGCGUCUCCGGUAUUUUCCUGUUAAAUCUUUCAGAGAACCCACCGUUAGAAUGGCAGACGCUGAAAAUCUGCUCAUGGAGACAUCAGAGCAGAACGGUAACGAGGGAGAGGAAGACCAGAACGGAGCCGAGCAGGAGCUCAUGGGCGGAGAGGAUUGCCAGGAUGGUCAGGAUGAUCAGGAAUGCCAGGAUGGCCAGGAUGGCCUGGAGGGCCAGGAGGGCCUGGAGGGCCUGGAGGGCCAAGACAACGGCACAGAUGGAGGCAAGAUUGACGCCAGCAAAGGAGAGGAAGAUGCUGGUAAAAUGUUCGUGGGCGGCCUCAGCUGGGACACAAGUAAAAAAGACCUGAAGGAUUACUUCAGUAAGUUCGGCGAGGUGUCAGACUGCACCAUCAAGAUGGACUCCAACACUGGCCGAUCUCGAGGCUUCGGCUUUGUCCUCUUCAAAGACUCUGCCAGCGUGGACAAGGUACUGGAGCAGAAGGAACACAGACUGGACGGGCGUCAGAUUGACCCCAAGAGGGCGAUGGCCAUGAAGAAGGAGCCUGUCAAAAAGAUCUUUGUUGGCGGUUUGAACCCAGAAGCAACUGAGGAAACCAUCAGGGAAUAUUUCGGGGCCUUUGGAGAGAUUGAAACCAUUGAACUUCCCAUUGACCCCAAAUCAAAGAAAAGGAGGGGUUUCAUCUUUAUCACAUACAAAGAUGAAGCCAGCGUCAAGAAGUGUCUGGAGAAGAAAUACCACAACAUCGAGGGCGGCAGGUGUGAGCUGAAGAUCGCUCAGCCGAAAGAGGUGUACCAGCAGCAGCAGUAUGGAGCGGGACGAGGCGGCGGUUAUGGAGGCCGGGGAGGGAGAGGCCGUGGAGGUCAGAGCCAGGGCUGGAACCAGGGAUAUGGAAACUACUGGAACCAGGGAUACGGUAAUCAAGGCUAUGGCUAUGGUGGAUACAGCGGCUAUGGCAACUAUGACUACUCUUCUGGUUACUAUGGAUACGGUCCUGGAUAUGAUUACAACCAGGGCAGUGCCAGCUACGGGAAAACCCCAAGACGGGGGGCACACCAGACCGGCUACAAGCCAUACUGAUGAUCACAUGGACUCGCGAUCCAGUGAGACCGACAGCCGGACGGAUACACUGAUCCUGACUCAACCUCUUUUAUGACAGAAGACCAUUUGUACAGAAAACAACAGAAAUGUAACUUUUCCAUGUUUUUUUUUUUGUUUUGUUUUUUUUAUCCUUUUCAGUUUUUAGGUAUUACUUUUCCCUUUGGUGUUCUUUUUUUUUUUUCUUCCCCUCCACAUUUCCACAGAAGGAAGUGUAAUUUUUACUGUACUUUUUGGUACCUGUUUUGAUUCUAAUGUAUUGUAAGGGUUGUAUUUUACAUGUUUGCUGGCUUUACAGGUUAAAAAAAUCUUGGCGCUGUAAAGGAGCUUUUUUUGACAAAUAAAAGCCGUUUUCAGUAAUAACUUUUUGUUCUGAUGCUUCCAGGCUCUGGGGUGGAAGAUUGAAACCAGCUCAACAACUUUUUUUUAAUGGUUUUAUUAUGAUGAUUUUUUGGUUUUGAUCUGUAAUAAUGAAAAAUGUUAGGCAGGUAACUUUAAAGUUAUUUAGCUUAACUCAGGAAUUGUAUUUCACAUCCCCACAGAGGACACGUUUGUGUUUUUGUCUUUUUUUUUUUUUUUUUUCUCCAUUUUUACAUGUAGUGUAGUGUACCAUUUAAGGAAUUUAAACUCUCAGUCAUAAUUCCUUAAACCUUGAAGGACUGCCUGAAAGCUUUUGUCUAAGAUGUUCUGAUUUUACAAAGUAAACACCUCAAAGCAUGCACAUGUGUUGGAUGAAAUAUAAUAUAGCCAUGCAGCCACCUAACUACAUGUAACUACGGACCUCUUACUAUAUUUACGCCAUUUUUUAUUUUUAAACCAACCAAACUGUUAGUUUCUGUGCUGGUUUAGUUUGCUUGUCAAGUUAUUCUUAGAAAUAACUUCUGAAGUUAAAUGUCUGCUUAGUUUUUCUGGAUGGACUUCAGGCCUUUGGAGUGUCCUCAGCCAGUGUCCCUGGCUGUAUAUUAGAAAUAAACGUUCUUGUUUGUAAUUGUUUUUCCUAAUGCUUAAUGUUACUGUUAAUUAUGAACUGAGCCCUGAACAAGAGCUUUGUUU